GAGUGGUGAGUUGAGUAAGCUCAGUCGCAAUUAGUUAUCUAUAUUUACAAUUUAUUUAUAUUCUUGGUCUUAUACGUUUAUUUUGCAACAUUGUGGCGGUACAUGUAUCCUGAACAUUUUGAUCUGUAAAAUUUCAAUCGACCAUAUCACCUGGUUGAUAGUGAAGUGCUUCUGUAAUUUUAUUAAUGUAGAACAUUAUCAGUGUGGUGCAAAAUUGUGCAUGAGUGAGGCACCCGCACACGUGCAACUGAAAUGUGAGCAGUUGGGGCGUGAACAGCGUGAACAAGAAGCGGCGCGUGGGCAUGGCGUGGCGCGCGCUUGUGGCCUGCGCCCUCGGGCUGCUAGCGCCGGUCCUCGGCACAGUCGUCGUCUACACCCAGGACAUACCACACACUAUAGUGGACGAAUUCAGCGACCAGCCGGCGGCGUUCGGCGCGAAGCUGCCGGACGACGGGCUGCGGGGGCUGCUGGUGCGCGCCGAGCCGGCCGACGGCUGCGCGCCGCUGGCGCGCCCGCCGCCCGCUGACAACUUCACCGACAAGUGGAUCGUGCUCAUAGCCAGGUAUAACUGUACCUUCGAUGUGAAAAUCCGCAACGCGCAAGCGGCGGGAUACGACUGCGCCAUCGUGCACAACGUCAACUCCAGUGAACUCGAUACUAUGACCACGAAGCACCCGGCGGGCAUCGACAUCCCCUCCGUGUUCGUGAGCGACAUCGCCGGCCUGGCACUCGGCGAGUCCUACCUCUACAAUUACGGCUACUACAUAAUGGUGAACGGCGCACCCUUCGACAUCAACACACAGCUGCUGCUUCCGUUCGCCAUCGUCGUCGCCAUCUGCCUCUUCAUCAUGAUCGGGUUAAUGAUAGCGAAAUGCGUCCGCGACCGUCAGCACGCGCGGCGGCGGCGGCUGCCGGCGCGCGCGCUGCGCAAGAUCCCCACGUGCAAGUUCAGCAAGGGCGACCCCUACGACACCUGCGCCAUCUGCCUCGACGACUACGUCGAGGGCGAGCGUCUGCGCGUGCUGCCCUGCGCACACGCGUACCACGCGAAGUGCAUCGACCCGUGGCUGACGCAGAGCCGGCGCGUGUGCCCCGUGUGCAAGCGGCGCGUGUUCGCGGCGGGCGAGCGCCGCGCGCCGCUCUCCGACUCGGACAGCGACGACUCGCGCGAGCCGCUCGUCACCAACACCACCGAGCCCACUCAGGGUGGCACGUUCGAGCCGCAGCGAGAGAACCCGUUCGUGCGCGCCGCGCGCUUUGUAACGCGCGCGCGCCGCUCGCAGCCACAGAACGAGGGACAGCCUGACGAAGAAAACAAUACAGUGAGGACUGACGUUGAAAAUGGUCAAAACGAAGACACGGAUCCUCUGAUUCCGCCAUCGGCACCUGCGGACGGGCAAAGCACCUGGUACCUGUCCCGGUCGCGCCGCACCCGCCGAGCUCGCGCCGCCGCCGCCGCCACCGCCGCCGCCGAGCCGCCCGCCGAGCCGCCCGCCGAGCCGGCCGCCGCGCCGGCGCCGACGCCGCUGCUGCACGCCGGCGAACACUCCAUCAACACCGAGACACAGUGCCGCGGCGAAAUCGGGGUCGCGGCCCUGCCCGCCCCACAAAACCAGCCCUCACAUGUUCAUUUAUGAAUGGCUUAAUUUGCCUCUUAUGUGCAAUAAGAUAAAUCCUUAUUUUAACAUAUUAACGUCGAUAACUCAUCGAGAUUAAAUCAAGUAGCAACUGUAUGUCGUAUUUCGCUUGGUUAAAUUGACUAUGAAAAUACUUUAGGCCUUCAAUGUCGUUCAAGGCAGCAGGACAGUUUAUGGCUCCCAGGUUUAUUAGUGUUAUCAUGUAUAUAUUUAAAUAGGUAUUUAGUUUGGUUUCCUAUAUCUCUAGAGACAAUUCCCGAUUUCUCCUCCUAUUUAAAUUUUAGGCUUACCACAGAAGGCUUACCUACUUGUGUUAGUAUCAAUUAUUAUUGACCUACCUUUAUUUUUUGUCAUAAAUACACAUAUGUUUCUGAAAUUAUAUUCCGUUCCAUUACAUCAAUUAUUUCUUACGAUUUGUAUAGCAGAUAGUUAGGAUAUAUCUUAGGAUUAAUUUAAAUCCGUUGUGUGACGCAAUUUAAAUUCUUAGAAUUGAAUUUGCUCAAUGAAAUAACCGUCCGCCAGUGGUGGCGUCUACGCGGCCUCAGCCGUCUGCCUCGCGGCGAGUUUUACACGUUGAUACAAUAAAAAUACUAUAGUCCGAGUCGAAAACACAGACGUGGCUCAACGCGGGCUCCCACCACGAGGCCAAACCACCCUCAUUUUCCGGUAAACCCUACUUUGGUAAAUAAAAUAUUUCACUUGACUGACACAUUUUGACACAUUUUAAUUGUGAUGUUAAAUAAUGUAAAAUGAGGUUUCCUUUAACGGCUAGGCCCCCACCCCAGGACCCGACGCGUGUCGCUAUCCUUCAAAGUAAACCCGAAGGAAUUGUUACAGGCCCCCUUUAUCAAUUAAAGAAGGAAAAUUGGCAUUAUCUAAAAGAGCCGCAGCGUCAUGUAAAUAAUGAACAAAUAGUAUAACCUCCUAACUAUAAUUUACAUUAAUCAAGAAUGGCAAAUAGGUUGUGUGAUUCUUGUUUGCUUCUUGCGGAUAUUAGACCGAGGGUGCAAACUUCUACUCAAGUAUAUAUGUAUACAAAACAAUGACAACUUGCAUAUAAGUAAAUAAAAUGUAUAUGCUGAAGGAUGUUGUAGACUAUCUUCUGUUUUGAAUUCAUUUAAUUCAAGGACCUAUAUUGUAUCAGCGUAGGUACCUGGGCUAUAACCGCGAAAAUAGAAGUUCGCAAAUUGCGGGCAUUUUUCUCUGCCACUCUAAUUACGCCUUCAUUGGAGUAAAAGAGAAAGAUCCCCGCAAUUUGCGAAUUUCGGUUUUCGCGGUAGCCCCUCUGACUCGGCACGAUUUGCGGUAUUCGUGGUACCAUUAGACCAUUGCUAGUAAUAUAUGUAAGUUCAACAGAUAGAAAAUCGAUACCUUCAAUCGGCUUGAGCAUACAAAAAAUAUUUGGUACUAACCGGAUCAAUUAUGGGUCAGUCACAAAUGUAUACUGUUCUCUGUUCCAGAUAGUUAAAUAUUGGCGUAAUAAAUGGCCACAAUUUUGAUACAGACCAAUAGGUACAAGGGCGGUUUUGGCAGUUAUUUAUAGUCACAACCAGAUAUUUAUUAGGCUCCAUCUAUUAACAACUCACACAAUACCUUCAACUUGUCACUAAGAGUGGUAUUCCACUUGUCCAAUUUCUUUGUCCAAUGUGCAUUGCGUCUCACUAUACCUACACAUUGAACCAACAUAUUGGACAGAUGGAAUACCAUCCGAGGGAAUAGUAUUAAGACAUUUAUUAUUUACUUAUCUACUGUUGACACGCUUUACGUUAUAGUAUUUACAGACAAGUGUAACUAACAGCUAUGAGAACUAAAUGGGAUUAAAAAUAUGAAACCGCACCGACGAAGUCUUGUUAACAAAUUUAUUUGCCACACGAUGUUUCCUAUUCAUUGAGCAGAACAAACGUAUUAAAUCGAUUACAUUCUGCGAACAAGUGGACAGCCUGUUAAAUAACGGUACCCGACUUUGCUGUAGGUACAUGCCUCAUAAUAUCUCACCCACAAAGGGCAAAGCCUCUCUUUUCUACAGAAUGAUAAAUAACACGAUUCACUGGGCAACUACAGUAAAGUGGAAAGUUGCCAAACUUUGUAUUAUUUACUCGUAUGUAGUUCUAAACCACUGACUUGUAAAUCGUACUUGUAUAUAAUGUUAAUUAAUAAUAUAAAACUUGUAAGUUCAGCUUAUCAUCAAGUCACAAGGUCGUAAAAUUUUAAAUUAUACGAUGGUUGCACUGACGCCUUAGCCACGAAAUACCCGGAGGGUGUGUUCCGUGGACCUGGGUAAGUUUCCCAUAUUUGAGCGUAGAAUAAAUUCGUACCUAUAAUCACAUAAAUUAAAAAAUCAACUCAUUUCGUUUUACGAAGUGAGCGAUGUUUUAUUUUAGACCUUACUUUGUCGCACGGGUUGAGAUGUUGAAUUCUAUGCCAAAUUCAUGCACGUCUGGGGACCGAUUUUUAAAUUUCGAGUGCUCCAAUUCUAUUUUCGUCACUAGAAAAACGGCGAAAUGCUAUUUUUGAAAUAUAAGCGAUAGAAAUCGGGAAUCUAGUGGUGUUGAUCACUAGUUUUCAACUAUAUUAGUAGAACUUAAAUGCCUACAGUUAGACCAAGACAAGUCUGCAACGAUUUUGAUAGCACGCAGUGCAGUGUUAUUUUAAACUUCAAACUUAUGACACUUGCACUGCGUGUGCUAUAAAAAUCGUUGUUGACUUAUUUUGGGGUAACUCUAGUGGUGGAAAUAAUAUUAAACGAAAUACUAGAAAUCGAGCGGUCGAAAUUCAAUAAUCAGCCCCCUGAACUAAAUGUCUAUAUAGGUACAUAAGGUCCUAUAUAGGUACAUAAGAUCACGUGAAGUGACGCACGUCGAUACCGAACAUAGGCAUGUGUUCCAUGCGUAUACUUAUUAGGCCCUGAGGCCGUACCGUAGAACGAAAAUCAUUUUUUUUUUAUCUGCCUCUAUCGCUCGAAUGUGUAAGAGCGAUAGAGAGGCAGAUAACGAAAUUACGUUUUUCGCGGUAGGUCCUUUAGACCUAAAGCCCGUCACAGACGUAGCUUUAAUGUAUAUAAAUAUAUAUAUAUAUAUAUACAGGGUGAUUCAUGAGACGUGAGCAGGACUAAUCCUGCACACUCAGUAACUGAUAAUUGAUCGAUCACCGUCGUAUUUAGGCGAAACUUUUUAGUGAGGGCUAGUUUAAUUCUCUACAAUCAUGGUCACCCUACAAGACCUAAUCGCCGAACAUAAAAACUCUUUAACCGUAAUGACAGUGUUAUGAUUACGAAGAAAAUAACUGUCAAACUUGAGUGAGAUACGCGUUUUCAAAAGUAACCAGCCGUGAUGACAGUGAUGACAUUAAAUUUGACACAGAGUAUCGGUAGUUUAGUAUUGUAAUUUUAGGGUGACCAUGCAUGUCGUAAAUAAAUCAAUAACUUAUUUUUCUCAAACAUGCAAUGAAAUAUUGAUGUUAUGUUCCUUAUAAUAGGCUGCGAAGUAUGACGUUUCAGGUGCGGCUAGGACAAAAGGUCGUUAAUGGAAUUUCAUACACAUCUUGCAGGCCUAGGCCGGCAAAGUCCUCUUUUUUAAUUUUCAUUUCACAGAUAUUUGUGACACAGCAUCGUGGCAUUCAUCCAUUAAAAAAAACUAGAGGCAGUAUUUGCUUUAUGGUUCGUAAUGACACUCUGCCACUACGCCUAUAAAAAAAAAAAAAAAAAACAAUGUUUGCUCAAAUUUGCAGUUUUAUUUGUAUAAAAUCAACAUGAACUUAAUGAAUAAUACAUAUAAUACAUUCUAUAAUUUUAAAUUAUAAAUUUAAAUACACAAAUAAAAACAUUUAAAAUAUUUCAUCUAAACGUUAGCGGUAAAAAGGUCUACUCAAACACGCGUAGUUAUAUUUUUUAAAUUGUUAUGGAGGUAAAGUUGAAAAAUAUUCAUUCUGUUUUAUUGGAUUUAUGGUGCGUUGUUGAUUUUUUGACUUUAAUAUGAGUUCCGACGAAAUAAUAAAAUUAAUAUUAAUUGUAAUCGUAGGUGUUGGAAUUGGCAGCGUAAGCAGAAUUGAUUUUAAUAACUUGCUGCCUCUGCCGCCAAGACAAAGACGAAGUAUGUAUAUGGUUGCUUAUGGCAAUUUUAUUAUUUGAGAAACUAAGAAAAAUGGCUUACAGUUUAUUAGAAACGGUUUUGUGGCAUAUUUUAAAUGAAUGUAACUUCAAAUUCGUCAACACUGUGGAAAUUAUACUUAUUUACUCCAUGCAUAAAGCAACGAUGUAUGUGAAACAUGAUAUCAACAUGAAAGACUAUGUAAAUUUAUGUGACGAAAACGACAGUCAGACGGAUACAAGGCGAAAAAAUCAAAAUACAUGAAAAUAUACGGGUAGUAAAAAUACACGACUCGUGUAAAACAUACGCGUGAUAAUGAUAUAGGUACGUGUUGGUUAUAUUUUGGGUGUAGUUUACUUUUAGUUUUUUCUAUAAAUAAAACUUGGGUUCCGUGGAUUUUUUAUUUUAUUUAUUUCAUUGCAUGUUUGAGAAAAGCACUAUACAUACCUCGGCGGGAAAUGGGGUUGCCCGCGCUCAGACCUAUUCGGCCUCGCUUCGCUCGGCCGUCUAUAUGUCUUCGGCCGGCAACCCCUUUCGUCCCGGCCUCUGUAGUAAUGUACUAUUUUCAACAUGACUAAAAAAAUAACGUUAAUCUCACUAAUACUGAUACGAAACAGUUGCUUAUAAUUUACGACAUGCCCAGUGUUAGUCCUGCUCACGUCUCCUGAAUCAUCCUGUAUAUACCAACAUAUAAAUAUAUUUAUAGCAAGGUAACUUAAGAUAUAUUUUACGUUUACGAUAUACAGUGUGGAAAAAAAUUAUGGGUCUUGGAGGGAAAGUACCUUAAAACCUUAAGUUAGCUCAUUUUAUUUAAAGGAAACAUUCUUUUUUUUUUAAACUGCAUUCAAAGAUAUUUUAAAUUCGCUUGUCAUGCCUGGGAAUCGAACGGACUAAAAAUUCCAAAAAAUAUACACUGGCUAUUUUAUUCUACUAGUUGAUACCGUUAAUGUUAAUGAUAACAGUUCUCCAAGAAACAUUAGGUCUUACACUCGUCUGUCGUACAAAAUAUCUAUAAAAUUGAAUAUUUAGUACCUACUCAAGAAUAUUAUUAGACAAGCAAAAAAAAACUUUGAAUGCAGUUUUGUUUCUUUUUAGAAAUAAAAUAAUGUUUAUUUUAAGUAAAAUGAGCUAACUUUAGGUAUUAAGGCACUUUCCCUCCAGGGCCCAUAAUUUUUUUCCACCCUGUAUAUUAUGUAUUGCUAUAAAUAAUAUACAUUUUGAUAUUUUAACAUGUAAUAUUUGUGAGACCGAGCUAGCUUUGUUCGGAAAACAUAAAAACUCAAAAAUGCGCGUUUUCCCAGAGCCUAGCUAGAUCGAUUUUUCGCCCCCGAAAACCCCCAUAUAGCAAAUUAGAUCGAAAUCGUUAGAGCCGUUUCUGAGAUCCCCGAAAUACAUAAGAAUUGCUCGUUUUACGAGUUCAUGUGUUACCUACUUAUCCGUCAUAAUUUCAUAGAAGUUUGACUUUUACUUAAUCGUUACAGACUUAUCUUGGCCUAAGGGUCUAACUCUAUAAGAUUAUAGCUACGUCUGUGACGGGCUUUAUAGCCAAGGAUACGGCGCGGGGAGCUCCGGGCCAAGUUGUACCUAACUCUGAGUUGACAAUAGAACAGCUGAAGACCAAUACACAAUAUACACACAUCAUUAAUUACUAAUGUUAAUUGUAUAAAAUUUAAUAACUAACCUAACCCUUAAUUAUUAUGAAUGGUACCUAAAUAGCUGUUAAAUAAAGGAGACAGUGUUUUCGGUGACCGAAUAUUGAUGUAAAAUAAACACACAUGUUAAGCAAAUAUAUAAAAUAGAAUUCGGAAAUCUGAUGGGAAUAAAGAUAAAGAAUAAUAAUUAGUAGUGAUUUUAUAUUUUUUGGGAGAUUUGGUUUAAAUUCCGUUAUAUUCUGAACACGUAAUGCAUUGCUGCAUUUCUGCUUAUGGAAGCACCCUUGCCUUGCCCAGGCAUCCGCAGCGAAUCUAUUUAAAACGUACCUAGUCGUCGUCGUCUAAUUAUUGUAAGAGCGAUCCAUUUUCAUUGCUCUUGACUUAAAACAACUUAAGACUAGAGAAGAAUCAUUAUCAAUAUUUAAUAAGUAUUUCUUUUGUGUAUCAAGCGUAUUGUUAAUCACGUAUGUGAUAUACGGAUUUAACUAUUCGUUAAAUCCGUAUAUCACAUGAUCGAUCAGUUUGGAUAUUUCCGCCGUGAGGUUGAUAAUAUUCCUGAAUGAUUAGGUUCUUGUCGGAUUCAUAUUUUAUUUGCACGAUUCAUUUUCAUAUUUCCUAUACAUUUGUGGAUGCUGUUAUCACUAUCGUAAUCCAAACAUUAUAACGAUUAAGAUUUAGAUUGAUUCAUAAUUCAUGAAACACAUUCAUUAAAACUUCUUAGUUGGCCUAUUUUCCAUAUAUAAAACGUUUGUCUCCUUUUUAUCAGUUUUCUUAUCUCAUGUGAUAUGAAAUACUUUUCUUUAAUGUAAUAUUUUUGUUUAGUCAGUGAUGUCCUUUAUUUUAAUGAGUCCCUUCCAUAUUUAAUAUUACGUUUGGGCUUGGGAUGAUAAGCUUAAAUUCUUUUAGGGUAUAACCAAAGAAAUAAAGUGGUUUGACACGA
Molecule: messenger RNA, 8314 nt
Organism: Cydia splendana
Lineage: Eukaryota; Metazoa; Arthropoda; Insecta; Lepidoptera; Tortricidae
Gene: gzl
Product: E3 ubiquitin-protein ligase RNF13
Exons: 11
Coding region: 303-1637 (444 amino acids)
Source: RefSeq, a predicted model, not a curated record